Molecule: messenger RNA, 1620 nt
Organism: Hyaloperonospora brassicae
Lineage: Eukaryota; Oomycota; Peronosporomycetes; Peronosporales; Peronosporaceae
Source: the annotation of a GenBank genome assembly
AUGGCCAAGCGACUCGACUUGGAAGCGCGUCUGCGAGCGCUGCGCGCCCACAAGCGACCGCUACUGUCGCCGCCCGCGCCGUCUUCUGCCCCUGUCUCGCAUCGGUCAGCAACGGGCUCCAUGACGGGCUCUUCGAGUCCGCGUCGCUCCCUUUCGACUGACAGAGCCGUCGCUGACACUGCGUCAGGCACUGACGGACCUGUGCGUCGCGCCGCUUCUGCACGUCCGGACGCGUACGUUCUCUUUCCCAGUAGGCGCUGCGCGGCUGUGGACAACAGGACGGCAUUGGCGGCCCGAAGAGCGCGGGAACCUGCGGUAGCACUGGAUAAAGUAUCGCAGGGUCGAGCGGCCGAGUUGUUGGGUCGGGAGUACGAAGAAGCAGUGAAAGUGGCGCAGUUUGCGAUGGACAAAGAGCGCCGGCAGAUGCCCCACGCAGCAAUUGACGCGUACAUUCGCGCGGGACAGAUCCUCAUUGAGAUUGGCAGAAAACAGGCAGUGCCGUAUCUACAGGCGAUCGUGAAAGCCAAAGCUCUGGAUCUGCUGCAACGCGCCGAAGCGCUGUCCGAGUGGACGAAUGACGUCUUGGCAAAGGACUCGAGUCAAGACGCUCUGGCGGAAGCGUACCUGCAGUCGCAGCGCAACCGCAGCGAGUCGUAUUCAGAAAAGCAGCGACUCGUGUCGAAAAUGCACGAGAGGAACCUCCAUAUGAAGAAGAAGCUGAACCAGCUGACGCUGCUGACGACUGUUCGGAAUCGCAUGAUCAAAGCCGUUAGAGCGCGACGGGCGCGGAAAGCAGCGGAGGCCAAGGUGAGACAGGAAGCAGAAGCAAACGCGAGAGUGUCUCGAGGCGUGAUGCGGAGGUGUGGAGGAUGGGAUAGCGACGUGACGGAAAAGAGGGGUAGCUAUUCGUACGGAGACGGCGACGAGAGCGAAGACAGCCGUAUCGAAUUCAGUAACAUCACGGGCUCGAGCUCGGAUGAAGAGGAGGAGACACGGAAAAGUUACGAGUCCCACGACGUUUCGCGUACUACAGACAGUUCGCCGCGAGAAGUGCAAAAGAUUGAACUGGUCAACGAGUUACACGAACGCAUUGGGCUCCCUCAGAUUGACCGUUUCCGGAAAUUCGAGCCGCUGACGACCGACUUGACAACGUACAAGAAACAGGCCCAGCUACAUACUGAAUUGGAAGCAGCCAAGCAAGAAUCUAUCAAGUUACAAGCUGCAGUGCAGGAGAUGGAAAGAAGUCUAUGGCUUGCCGAAGAGCGUUCAAAGCAGCUGUCGAUGAGGUUGGAAGAAAAGAAAGCACGAGAGUUUGCUGAGGUGCAGAGCCAACUAGAGCGUCUGCGGGAGGAGCUCAAGAUGGAUCGGCAACGGUCAUCUUCGUUUUACAGCGAGCCGACAAGUUGGAAUACGUCCCAGGCCACAGAUCCUGUCGAGCAACAUCGUGACGCUACAAAUGGUUACACUCGACGCGCAUUCGUACACCGUACUUCGCCCGUGAGUGCAGAGGACGCUUUACAUCAUUCACGAGCAAGUGCAAAGCACAGCUUUUUGACUCGGUCGUACGAGAUGGACGAGGAGGAAACAGAAGAAGACGAUGAUGGCGGCAUUUGGCUAUGA